Molecule: messenger RNA, 471 nt
Organism: Coniosporium apollinis CBS 100218
Lineage: Eukaryota; Fungi; Ascomycota; Dothideomycetes
Exons: 2
Coding region: 1-471 (156 amino acids)
Source: RefSeq, a predicted model, not a curated record
AUGAAAGAUGCAAUCUCCUCACUAUACGCGCAUAUCAUCUUGUUCUUCCAGCAAGCUGUGAAAUGGUACAACAUGGGUCCAGCGGGACGGGCUAUCUCUGCAAUAUUCAAGCCAUACGAACUAGGAUAUAAAGACACCGUUGAAUAUAUCAAAAUCUGCUUGGAGACGGUCAAUAACAUUGUAGAUGCGGCCGCUGGAGCAGAAAUAAGGGACAUCAAUAUCAUAAUUCAGCUUCAAAGCCAAAAAGUGCACGAGAUGCAGGUGCAGCUGAAAGAAAUGCAGAUGAAGAUAGACGGCCGGAUUAACGAAGUCUUACAAGUUGUAACAAUACUAGGUCAUAAAACUCUUACCGAAAACGUCCAGCUCGACGUACGGGACAUGAAACCCCGGAUCUGUGAUAUUCAAUUUUCCCACAUCAUGGACAUUCUAACACCGAAGUCAAGCCCAGAAGACCUGCUGCGGAAGUCUUAA